GGUGUGAGCCUGCGCAGAGGGCCGUGGGCUCCGCUCUGGCCUCACACAACCGGCGCCGCGAUGGGCUGAGGCGGGUCAGCGGCUCUGGGCGGAGCGGGGCCCCCCGAGGAUGGAGAGAGCCAUGGAGCAGCUCAACCGUCUCACCAGGUCCCUGCGCCGCGCCCGCACCGUGGAGCUGCCCGAGGAUAAUGAAACUGCUGUCUACACACUAAUGCCAAUGGUUAUGGCUGACCAGCACAGGUCUGUUUCAGAGCUACUGUCAAAUUCAAAAUUUGAUGUGAAUUAUGCAUUUGGACGUGUGAAGAGGAGCUUGCUUCAUAUUGCGGCAAACUGUGGAUCAGUUGAAUGUCUAGUUCUGCUGUUAAAAAAGGGAGCAAAUCCUAACUACCAAGAUAUUUCGGGAUGUACACCCCUUCAUUUGGCAGCUAGAAAUGGACAGAAGAAAUGUAUGAGCAAGCUCUUAGAAUAUAGUGCAGAUGUCAACAUUUGUAAUAAUGAAGGUCUGACUGCAAUUCACUGGCUUGCUGUCAAUGGGCGAACAGAACUACUUCACGAUCUUGUACAGCAUGUCAAUAACGUAGAUGUUGAAGAUGCAAUGGGACAGACAGCACUACACGUGGCUUGCCAAAACGGUCACAAGACUACAGUGCAGUGUUUAUUAGACAAUGGUGCAGAUAUUAACAGGCCAAACGUGUCAGGAGCAACUCCACUCUAUUUUGCUUGCAGCCAUGGUCAAAGAGACACCGCACAAAUCCUUUUGAUGAGAGGAGCCAAAUACUUACCAGACAAAAAUGGAGUUACACCACUGGAUCUCUGUGUGCAGGGUGGGUAUGGAGAGACUUGUGAAAUUUUAAUACAACAUCAUCCUAGACUCUUCCAGGCAAUUAUUCAAAUGACACAGAAUGAAGAGCUACGGGAAAACAUGUUGCGGCAAGUUCUAGAACACUUGUCCCAGCAGAGUGAAAGCCAGUACCUUAAGAUCCUAACAAGCCUUGCUGAAGUUGCUACAACAAAUGGUCACAAACUACUGAGCUUGUCAAGUAACUAUGAAGCUCAAAUGAAGAGCCUCUUAAGGAUCGUGAGGAUAUUUUGUCAUGUCUUUCGCAUUGGCCCAUCCUCUCCCAAUAAUGGAAAUGACAUGGGCUACAAUGGAAAUAAAACUCCAAGAAGUCAGGUGUUCAAGGUCAGAAAAGUAUAUGACGUUGUUAGGAAGAUAGACGUUAAAGAGAUGAAUUUCACAAAGCAUGCAUUCAUUAAUCAGACAUCUCAUGAACAGGAACCGCUGGAAUUACUCUGGCACUCAUUAGAUGAAUGGCUAGUUCUAAUAGCUACAGAAUUGAUGAAAAACAAAAGAGACUCUGCCAACAUUACAUCCAUUUUACUAAAGCAGAAAGGGCCAAAUCAGCCUGCCUUCAACGCUGCAGGAACUGAGAGCAGAGAAAAGCUAUCUACUGACACAGGGGAUUCAAAAGCAUAUGAGGUUGCCAGGAAGCAGGAAGCUUGUGCAGAUUGCCAGGAUGUUAUCUCGGUGACAGCAAACAGGUUGAGUGCUGUCAUUCAAGCGUUUUAUAUGUGCUGCUCCUGUCAGAUGCCUCAAGGGAUGACGUCACCUCGUUUUAUAGAAUUUGUCUGCAAACAUGACAAUGUUCUUAAGUGCUUUGUUAACCGAAACCCCAAAAUAAUUUUUGACCACUUUCAUUUUCUUCUUGAGUGCCCUGAACUGAUGUCGAGAUUCAUGCACAUCAUAAAAGCACAGCCCUUUAAAGAUCGUUGUGAGUGGUUCUAUGAACAUUUGCACUCUGGACAACCGGAUUCAGACAUGGUGCACAGACCAGUCAAUGAAAAUGAUAUCCUGUUGGUUCACAGAGAUUCUAUUUUUAGGAGUAGCUGUGAAGUUGUGUCUAAAGCAAAUUGUGCAAAGCUGAAGCAGGGGAUUGCGGUGCGAUUCCAUGGCGAAGAAGGCAUGGGUCAAGGUGUGGUACGUGAAUGGUUUGAUAUCUUAUCCAAUGAGAUAGUUAACCCAGAUUAUGCACUCUUCACCCAGUCAGCUGAUGGAACAACCUUCCAGCCAAACAGCAACUCUUCUGUAAAUCCUGAUCACUUGAACUACUUUCGAUUUGCUGGACAGAUCUUGGGUUUAGCUCUGAAUCACAGGCAGCUGGUCAACAUUUACUUCACAAGGUCAUUCUACAAGCAUAUUCUUGGUAUUCCUGUAAAUUAUCAGGAUGUGGCAUCUAUUGAUCCAGAGUAUGCAAAGAACUUGCAGUGGAUUUUAGAUAAUGAUAUCAGUGAUCUUGGGCUGGAACUGACCUUCUCUGUUGAGACUGAUGUGUUUGGAGCAAUGGAAGAAGUGCCUUUGAAACCAGGGGGUGCAAGUAUUCUUGUUACACAAGACAACAAAGCUGAGUAUGUCCAGCUUGUUACUGAACUUCGAAUGACAAGAGCCAUUCAGCCUCAGAUAAAUGCUUUUUUGCAAGGAUUUCAUAUGUUCAUACCACCUUCUCUUAUACAGCUUUUUGAUGAAUAUGAACUGGAGCUGUUGCUGUCUGGUAUGCCAGAAAUUGAUGUGAGUGAUUGGAUAAAAAAUACAGAAUACACAAGUGGCUAUGAAAGAGAAGACCCUGUUAUUCAGUGGUUCUGGGAUGUUGUAGAAGAACUAACUCAGGAAGAGCGAGUGUUACUAUUACAAUUUGUUACUGGCAGCUUCAACUUCCAACCAUUGGAUCUUGUCAUGCCUUUUUUUUCUAAAUAAGAGACAUCUACCAUCAGAAAUCUUUUCCCCACGUCACUCAUAGGAGGCCUUCUGGAACUGCUGGAUGGCUCAGUGCCCACCCCAGAAAUCCUCCAAGUGGUGGUGUCCAUAUGGGCCCGCCGCUCCUGGGAUCAAUUCUGCAUGGCGAUCCAUUUGCAAACACAGAUUUGGUUGGAGGGUCAAGUGUCCCAAAUGGGCAGUGGUGCAAUUCCCCUUUGGGUCCGGCGGAACCCCAAUCUGGACUGGGAUUUUAGCCACAGCCCCUCGUGGACCUUAACGGGGCCAAGGCAGGGUUUGCUCCGCUUAAAAAUUUGGGAUGGCACCACGCCAGCUACCAUCCCUUGCCGGCUAGUCAAAAACCCUUGGCCGGCAGCAGACCGGUUAUGGCUCCCCCUUAGAACUCAAUAUCCCACUGGACUCUGGCAUUUGGACACUUCACCCCUGCUGUCCACUGCUCACAGGUUAAAUUGGGUUUUUGGGUUUGUCCACCUGGCUCGGUGCUCCAGGAUGCCUGCUUCUCCAAGCUGAGCCCCAAGAAGGAGGGUGUCUAUGUUUUCCUACCAUUGCAAAAUAGGGUAUCUGUUCUUAACAUGGGACCAUCAUCUGUGUGUGUAACAACCUCAUGCAAAAAUGUUUCUUGCUACUGGUUGCCCUCCAGUCAAGAAUGUACUUUUACUGAUAACCAUACUCAGCGUACCCACAAUGUAUCCAGUAUUCUGGUCAACGGCACCUAUCAUAGUGCAUGGGUGCUGUCCCCACCCCAAACCAUUGAUGUUUUGGCUCCCACACCUGACCUGCUCGUUCCUCCCUCCCAGAACUGGUCUAUUUGGACCAUGCUCCUAAACAAGAGUUCCAACAUGGCCCAACUGGCCAGACUAGUGGCCCAGUCAAGGGCUGGUCCCCCACAGCUUUGGGAAUUCUGACAGUCUUAAUGCACCGCAUCAUCGUCUUAUGGAUUGUUCAUGGUAUACUUUUCAUUGUAUUUUUAUACUUAUGUUGUUAUACCUGAUUGUUGGUUCAGCGAGUCACCAAGCUCCACCAGCUGUUUUGGGCAGGGGGACGCUGUCUGACGAUCCUUAUUGUGAUCCAUUGAUCAAAGGGGGGGAGGGGCGAAAUGUAGCCUGAUGCAGCCCCCCACCUUGCUCUUUCAAGUGCAGUUUGCACAGUUUCCUGUUAUGCUGUUACAAAACCACAAGCAGCAAUGGAAAGUUAGAUGCUUGCUUAAAGCUGUAUUGCUCUAUAUUACCAAUUGUAUUCAUGCUUAUGACUAUGUAAUCAAUUAAUGUAAAGAAUGAGUGAGAUAGCAUGAAUGACAGUCAAUGGCAAAGUAAAGAAGCAAAUAUCGCCUUUUAUGGAACCAUUAUAUUAUCUUGGUGGAGAUAUAAAUCUCGAGAUAGGCGGCCAGGUGGGGUUACCAACAAGGAAAUGUAACAGCACGCUAAACUCGGGAUCGGACUGGAAGCAAUAGAGCCCUCCCGCGGAUCUGAAAGGACUUCGGGGACUCUCGUCGCCCCACGUUAUAUCUCUGGGCAGCUGUGGCCUGGCCAGCCUCAGCCACCAAAAUCAAAACCAACAUCUGCGCCUGCAGUCUGCCAGUAUGACUAAGUUGUGUGUGUGAGUAUAACUGUGCAAAUAAGGGAAGCAACAAGGAAAGCAAUAAAUCAAGCCUCAGUGCUGCUCAAGUUCA
Molecule: messenger RNA, 4439 nt
Organism: Malaclemys terrapin pileata
Lineage: Eukaryota; Metazoa; Chordata; Testudines; Emydidae
Gene: HACE1
Product: HECT domain and ankyrin repeat containing E3 ubiquitin protein ligase 1
Exons: 24
Coding region: 110-2752 (880 amino acids)
Biological process (GO): positive regulation of protein catabolic process; protein polyubiquitination; proteasome-mediated ubiquitin-dependent protein catabolic process
Cellular component (GO): nucleus
Molecular function (GO): ubiquitin-protein transferase activity; protein binding
Source: RefSeq, a predicted model, not a curated record